AUGACCGAGAAGAUGAAAACGCAAAGCAACAAGAGAAAUCACGACAAAUAUUGCGAGUUCCAUAGAGAUCAUGGCCACGACAUGGAGAACUGCUUCGACCUGCGCAACCACAUUGAAGACCUAAUCAGGCAUGGAUACCUCGGCGGAUUCAUCAAGAGCGAGAAGCCGGCACAGGAAGAACAACACACGGAGGAUGCUCGACCGCCGCCCCCGGCUCCUCCUGCUGCUGUGAUCCAUGUCAUAUCAGGUGGAAUCGCCGCAAGAGGGGAGAGUAGCUUGGGGCGUAAGAAGUAUGCGCGACUGUGCGAGAUCGACAACUGGGGGCACAAGAGGAAGCGCGACCAGACCAUCACAUUCACCGACGAUGACCUCCGGGGGGUUCAAAUCCCGCAUGACGAUGCCUUGGUCAUCACGGCCAAGGUGGUCAACCUCGAGAUAAGAUAG
Molecule: messenger RNA, 444 nt
Organism: Nelumbo nucifera (sacred lotus)
Lineage: Eukaryota; Viridiplantae; Streptophyta; Magnoliopsida; Proteales; Nelumbonaceae
Source: RefSeq, a predicted model, not a curated record